Messenger RNA from Durusdinium trenchii, 1869 nucleotides. The record is from the annotation of a GenBank genome assembly. Lineage: Eukaryota; Dinophyceae; Suessiales; Symbiodiniaceae.
AGGUCUUCCUGCUUGGACGAACGGUGUGGGCCGAUUAAACACCUACCCUGAAGGUUGAGGUCUGUGGGUUCAUGAAGCUCUUCGGCACUCCCAACCGUGAGGACCAGGCCUUGGAGGCCAAUACGCCGAGGUCGGGAUCAGGUGGCUCCCAGACGUCGAAGACUUCGAAUGACAGCCCAAGCUUUGGGCAGAUGAAGCUGGUCAUCAAGAACACGUUUAUCGGUGGCUACGACGAGGCCGUGGACGACGACCCUCCGAGGACCUUGGCACGAUCGGCGAGCGACAGCAAGCUUGAUUGCCAAUCCAGUGCGAGCUCCGUGGUCUUUUGGUAUCCUCAGCGUGGCGCGGGCUCCAUGAGCCAAUCCUCCAGCGUGGCCUCUCGGAGCGACGCCGGGGAUGAGAGAGACGAAGCCUUCGAGCCUUACCACUCGGAAGCGUUCUCUUCCCACAUGGCUAUGCCGUACAAUCAACAAGAUGUCCCUCUUCACAUUCCUGGGAGGCCAAAUCAAAUGCCCCAGGUGCCCGUUCCUGCACAAAUGCAGAUGCCACAGGGCUACGGGGGCUUGCAAAGGGAUGCCCUCCCACGCCGACCCCCCGGAACCUUUGACCAGAACGAGCCCGGCGCUGGGUUUCCAAUGGUUGCCCAGGUUGCCCAGCCGUCAAUGCCACCGCAGCCCGUUCGGGACUUUCGCCCGCGUGAGGAACCCUUAGAGCCGAUGCCGCGGUUGACACCGCCACCCAACUUCGACUCCACCGGGAGCAUGGCCCCCCUGAGUAUGGGCGAGGGUAUGGCUCCGCGGUCCACACAGGAACUGGAGCUGUUGAAGAUGCGUGCCAGCAAGAUGCAGGCGGAGGUGGGAGGUCUUCAGCCUUCUCAGUUGGCACAGCUGCAGCUUCAGUUGCAAAAUGAAAUGAUGCAAACCACCAGGCUCGAUGCGCCGCCCAUGAGCAUGAUGCCAGGGGGAGUGCUCAAACCUGCUUCCGAGUUUUCCACGGCCCAGGCUUCUGCGGACAGGUCCAUGCAGUUCGCCUCUUCCGAUGUGGCCCAACAGCAAUUGCGCCACCAGUUGAUCGAGUCCCAGAUGCAGCAGGUCCAGUUGCAACAGCAAAUGCAGCAGCUGCAAAUGCGGCAACAGCAGCUUCAGCAACAACUCUCCACGCAAGGUGAGGAGGAUGCCAUGUUGGCGCAGGUCCCCUUCAAUGACGAAGGUGAGAGGGCGUCCUUUGGGAGCCGACUCCACCCAGAUUCCUGCAAUCCCUGCAUCUUUUGGUUCAAGGAUAAGGCGUUGUGCAACAAGGGCGUCAUGUGCGACUUCUGCCACUUCCGUCACCCAGGCCAAAAGAACAAGCGGAUCCGACCCUCCAAGAACACUCGCUUGCAGAUGAGGGCUGCUCAGGCAGCAAAGGCGCAGAACUGAGGAGCGUGCCAACCCUGAUGUCGGGUGACAGGGUUGGAUACCGCCACCUGAUUGGGAUUUGUGCAGACCCUUUGGUUUGUCAAGAUCCUUGGCGGAGCCUGGACUGUGCCAGCUGUCCAGGGUGUCGGAUGUCAAGAUCACUCGGCUUGGCAGCCUUUUUUUUCCAAUCCAUGUGGAUGGAACACCCUGGAAUUGUUGGCCGGCUCUGCGCAGGGUAGGAAGUCAUUGAAUAGAUGCGCACGAGUUCAAACCUUGUGCGCACAAUGUGGCGGCAAGCACACCCACCCACUUAGAGGAGUGGAGGGAAUGCCGCUAAAUCCUGGAGAGGUGCAGCAGUGCUAACAAGGCAAAAAUCUGUGGCAUUGCUCUGGGUUCUUCAGAAGGGUGGCUGCAGGUCCUUCGAGUGUCUGAUUGCUUCAAGUGGCUUUCCUGAUCUCGGUUUCUUUGGCGA